AUGAAGUGUGCUGAUGAUAUGAAGACUUUUCAGGCUGCUGUUAUGGCAGAUCGCGUGUAUGAUUUUUUGGCUGGCCUUGAUGAUACUUAUGACAAGGUCCGUAGUGAUAUUCUACGGAGUGAUAAAGUUCCAAGUAUCGAAAAUUUAUUUUUUGUGGUUCGUCGAGAGGCUCAACGCCAGAUAACUAUGCUUAGAUCUGGCACCUAA
This is a messenger RNA of Prunus armeniaca (apricot), 207 nucleotides long. Lineage: Eukaryota; Viridiplantae; Streptophyta; Magnoliopsida; Rosales; Rosaceae. The record is from the annotation of a GenBank genome assembly.